GCCUCGCUUUCCCCGAGGUCGGACACCAGAGUGGAAUACUUGGUCUCCGAGCAGAGUUCCUCGCUGGAACUUCCUCUACCAGUAGAUUCUUCACACACCUCGAACAUUCUGUACUACGCCAUUUUUCAUCCAUAUUCCGGUUUGGUGCAAAGCAUUUUUAAGAAAUUUGUAUAACCAACACGCAGUGGAGGGAAAGAUGGGUAGUAGUGAACAUCACCCUCUUCACAUCUUCUUCUUCCCCUUCUUGGCUCCUGGCCAUAUGAUACCGACAGUUGAUAUGGCAAAAUCAUUUGCUGAAAAGGGUGUGAAGGCCACUAUAAUCACCACACCCCUCAAUGCUCCUUUCAUCUUCAAGGCCAUUGGAAAAUCCAAAACUAACGGCAACGGGGUUCACAUCCAAACCAUUCACUUCCCUUCUGCGGAGGCUGGUUUACCUGAUGCCUGUGAAAACUUGGACUCAAUUCCUUCUCCAGAUCUGAUUGAAGCCUUCUUUUUUGCCACAGCUUUGCUUCAAGAGCAGCUUGAGCAACUGUUACUCAAACAACGUCCCAAUUGCAUUGUCGCUGAUUUUUUCUUCCCAUGGACUGCUGAUUCUGCCGCCAAGUUUGGAAUACCUAGGCUCGUCUUCCAUGGAAGUGGUUUCUUCUUCUUGUGUGCUUCCACGUGUUUGAAACUGUACGAGCCUUACAAGGAUGUUUCAUCUGAUUCUGAGUUGUUCCUCGUUCCUAAUCUUCCGGGAGAGAUUAAAAUCUCAAGGAUGGAGCUGCCACCAUUUGUCACGAGUAAGGAGAAGACAGCCUUCGCCAAAUUGCUGGAAGAGGCAAAGGAAUCAGAGGAGAGGAGUUAUGGGGUUGUUGUUAAUAGCUUCUACGAACUUGAGAAGGUCUAUGCAGAUCAUUUCAGGAAGGUGUUUGGAAGAAAGGCAUGGCAUAUUGGUCCCUUGUCUCUUUGCAACAAAGAUGCAGAAGAGAAAGCACAUAGAGGAAAGGAGGCAUGUAUUGAUGAGCAUGAGUGUCUGAAAUGGCUUGAGAUAAAGAAACCAAAUUCAGUUGUUUACGUGUGCUUUGGAAGUAUAUCAAUGUUCUCUGAUUCUCAACUUAGAGAGAUUGCUAUUGGUCUGGAGGCUUCAGGGCAACCAUUCAUGUGGGUGGUGAGGAAAAGCAAAGAAGAUGGAGUUGAAUGGUUACCUGAUGGAUUUGAGAAAAGAAUGAAAGGUAAGGGACUAAUCAUAAGAGGGUGGGCACCUCAAGUGCUAAUUCUUGAACAUGAGGCAAUUGGAGCGUUUGUGACUCAUUGUGGAUGGAAUUCAACUUUGGAAGCAGUGUCUGCAGGGGUUCCUAUGGUCACUUGGCCUAUUGCUGCAGAGCAAUUUUUCAAUGAGAAGUUGGUGAUUGAGGUCCUGAAAAUAGGGGUGCCUGUUGGUGCUAAAAAAUGGUCACAAUUAGAGGUGGAUAGUAUUAGAUGUGAUGCGGUGGAGGAGGCAGUGAAGAGGAUACUCACCGGGGAAGAAGCCAUUGAUAUGAAAAACAAAGCGCAGAGGCUUUCGCACUUGGCCAAGCAGGCUGUGCUUGAAGGAGGAUCAUCAUACUCAGAUUUGAAUGCUUUAAUUGGGGAGUUGAGUUCAUUGAGCCUCUAAUAUACAUCACCACAACACAAUCCAAAUGUGAAGUUCAUUUCCUCUCAUGAUGUUAUUUUGCUAUUUUAAAUUACUUUUCUAUGAUUGAACUAGAAUAGUUUGAAGUCCUAUAAACUUAUAUUUAAAUAUGCUUUAUUCAACAUAACCCUGUUAAAACGUUCUGUCUCAUUCUUCUUUUAAAGUUUCCCUGCAAACUGAUAUAAUGUGUUACAAAAUUGGUGGAAGGUGGGGGAAGUGUUCAUACUUAGUCUUAUA
Vigna unguiculata (cowpea) is the source of this 1891-nucleotide messenger RNA. RefSeq names its product scopoletin glucosyltransferase-like. Gene Ontology annotation, molecular function: UDP-glucosyltransferase activity. Lineage: Eukaryota; Viridiplantae; Streptophyta; Magnoliopsida; Fabales; Fabaceae. The record is from RefSeq and is a predicted model, not a curated record.